AUGAGUGCCAGUGAAGUUGAAGCUAUGAAAGAUCUUAACCUCGAGAACCAGGAGGUAGAUGCGAACGAGCCGGCUGCCCCGCAAUCUCGCGCCGAGCGCAGGAGCCGCAAGCUUAUGCAGGGUGUGGGCCUGAAGAAAGUGGAAGGCAUUCAGCGAGUUACUCUGCGACGCCCGCGUGGUCACCUUUACGUGGUUGCCAAGCCAGAGGUGUUCAAGUCUGCUGUGUCUGACUGCUACGUCAUUUUCGGUGAGGUGAAGAGCGAAGACAUGAGUGCUUUCGCUCAAGCUCAGGCUGCUCAGAUGGCUCAGGCCCAGAAGUCUGUUAGCGAUGACGCUGGAACUGCUUCUUCGGCUCCUAGCUUUAACUUGAACGACCUUACAUCUAGCAAGAAGGUUGAGGACGAUGAAGAAGAAGACGAAAAUGCUCCUAUCGAUGAGACGGGCGUCGAUCAAAAGGACAUUGAUCUUGUUAUGGAACAAGUGUCUUGCUCUCGUCGCAAGGCCGUGAAGGCACUGAAAGAAAAUGAUGGUGACCUGAUCAAUGCCAUCAUGAGCGUUAGCUAA
Molecule: messenger RNA, 564 nt
Organism: Malassezia restricta
Lineage: Eukaryota; Fungi; Basidiomycota; Malasseziomycetes; Malasseziales; Malasseziaceae
Product: nascent polypeptide-associated complex subunit alpha
Exons: 3
Coding region: 1-564 (187 amino acids)
Biological process (GO): protein targeting to membrane
Cellular component (GO): nascent polypeptide-associated complex; cytoplasm
Source: RefSeq, a predicted model, not a curated record